Molecule: messenger RNA, 4263 nt
Organism: Linum trigynum
Lineage: Eukaryota; Viridiplantae; Streptophyta; Magnoliopsida; Malpighiales; Linaceae
Source: the annotation of a GenBank genome assembly
CCUCUUGUUCAGCUGCAGGAUCCCUACAUACUCGAAUCUGGUGGGAAUUUGUUGGAGUUUCGGAUGGCGACCGACGAGGAGAGGAUAUCAUAGAGACGACAACGAGCAAGAACGGUGAUCUGUUGUUAAAGAUUCGAGUUGUCACUGACCAGGAGUAGAUAUCGCGGAGGCGACUACGAGUAGCAACAGUGAUUUGUUGUCGGAGAUUCGAGCGACGACCAUCAAGGACCGAAGCUGCGUUGUUUGAUAUCAUAGAGAUGCAACAACGAGCUGUAGGCCUCGACACUAGAGUCAUGACGAUGCCUGAGAAGGCCUACACCCGAGAGGACCAUAUGCUAUUACAUGGGCCCUAUGUCCAAGUAGGAGAUGAAGAAUCGAGGAUCUUGCAUCCACCCGUGGCCACCAACAACUUUGAAAUAAAGUCCGAUCUCAUUACCAUGAUCCAACAGAAAAUACAAUUCCAUGGAUUGGCGAAUGAAUCUCCAAGAGAGCAUGUCAAGAGGUUUCUCGAGUUGUUGGGAGGUUUCAAGAUCAAUGGAGUACCCGAAGAGGCCAUUCGGUUGAGGCUUUCCCCCUACUCUCUAAGUGGGAAAGCUCAACAAUGGUUGAACAACAGGCCAACCCUUUAGAUAACCUCGUGGAAUGACUUGCUCAACAAGUUCAUGAAUCGGUUUUGUCCACCUUCCAAGACGGCGGAAUGGAGGUAGAAGAUCACUCAUUUUGCCCCAGAGGAGGACAAGACUUUGAGCGAUGCAUGGGAGAGAUACUCUAACAUUUUCCUCCACUGUCCACCCCACGGGAUUAGAGAGCAGUUCCAGAUUGAAACUGUUUAUGACGGUCUCCAUUUAGAAGUUCGGAUUAUCAUUGACUCAUUGUGUCAAAGGAACAUGCUCAACUAUACUACACCUGAGAUGAUCGCAUUGUUUGAAGAUAUGGCCGCUAAGGGCUAAUGAUUGGGGGUUGACAAGGCGUGGGAGAAGGACAAGCGAGAAGGGAGUCCACUCCACGAAGUCGGGUCCCCCAGUCACCGAAGAUUGAUGAGUUGAUCUCUAUGCUCUUACAAGAUAGAAAGCAAGGCAAGAAGCCGAUGCUUGUGAUUGUUGUUCAAGUCCCAACCAUGAGAUUUGGAGUGCCAACUAAUGAAGGAAGCAAGCAAUCCGGAAGAAAAAGUGAGCUUCAUUGCUAUACUAGGAGAGUCAACAACAACAACAACAACCCCUAUAGCAACACUUACAAUCCGGGUUCGAGCAAUCAUCCAAACUUUGCAUGGUCUUCACCAACUCAUCUAAGGCCAUCUGGUUUCCAAGGACCAACAGGAACUAUCAACCAAGACCUCCUUUCAUUCAACAUAGGCCACAAUUUCCAGGCUCGAACUUUCAGCAACAAUUUCAACCUCAAUGUGGACAAGGGUUCCAACAACAACAACAACAACAACCCAAUAAGUUCUCAAAACUUGAAGAUCUAUUCACCACCUUUAUGAGUAAAAGUUCUCAAAAGUUCGAGAAGAUUGAGAAAUUCAUGAAAGUCGCAACAAACAAGUUCACUUCGGUUGAGGCGGGUCUAAGAAGUCAUCAAGCGGGCCUUCAAAACUUGGAGACUCAAAUCGAAAAUCUUGUUGGGAUCCUAACCGAGAGACAUAGAGGAGCUCUACCUUCCCAGACUGUUACCAACCCCAAGGAUCAAAGUUUUGGGGUGAAUGCUAUUCUUUUGAAGAGUGGGAAGGUAACUCCAGAUGUUGCGACUAAGGAAGUUGAUGAAGACAAGGAAGCCCCUCCAAGGGUCAUGGAAUAAGAACUCUCAGAAAGAGAUGGUGAAGAGGCUAAGAACGUACUGCCAAUGCCACCUCUAGUGGCUAAGCACAAGACUCCACUCCCUUUCCCUAAAAGAGUGCACAAAGAUCGUUUGGAGGUGGAGUGUGACAAGUUUAUGGAGAUGCUCAAGAAGCUCAAUGUCACAAUUCUUUUCUUGGAAGCAAUGGCGUAUAUGCCAAGGUAUGCAAAGUUUCUCAAGGGGCUUCUAGCAAAGUUUGUCAUAUAGAGAAAUCCUUGGCGGAUUAGGAGAAAGCAUCAAUGUCAUGCAUUUAAGCUUUACAAGAAGUUAGACCGAGGUGAAUUAAAACCAACUAGGUUGAGUAUUACUUUGGCUGACGUUCUGUGAUGAUUAGUCCUAGUGGCAUUGUGGAGGACUUCCUAGUACGGGUGGGCACUUUCUAUUAUCCAACAGAUUUCAUUAUCCUUGACAAUAACGAAGAUGCAGAUUUGCCCCUCAUCCUAGGACGCACCUUCCUUACCACCGCCAAGGCUCUAAUUAAUGUUAAUGAGGGCACAUUAAUAUUGAGAGAUGGUGAUGAGAAAAUCACUUUUUCCAUUGAUCCUAACGGUAGACAUGAUGAUAUUAAAGGGAUAGAGUCGAAUGGUGUGUUAGUGAGUGGAGGUGAGCCUUCCAAGGCAAACCCCGCUAGUGUUUCUCUUUCUUAUGAUGAUGUGAAGCAGGGACCGAGGGCGGUUACUAAGCCCCAAGGGAAGCAAAGGAAGGCAUGACGGGAGAAAAUGAUUAUGCUUUGACACUGAAAGAUGGAGAAGGGCAAGGAAAAGGUAAAGGGCCAAGAGGGCCACCCUUUUGAGUUAGAGAUUGGAGGUGAUUGAUUCUGGCACAAUUGUACAUAUUUUCACCCAACGUUCUUGAGGUGUUUGAGUCGUUUACAUCGCUUGAGGUUUGACUUUAAGCUAGGUUGUGCAUGAUUCCAACAUGUUUCAGGUUCUUGCAGGCGAUAUUGGCCUUGGGAGCGAAAGUUGAACGAAAGGGGCGAAAGCAGUUCAAAGGGAGCAAAAAGCCGAUGAUCACAGUGGAAGCACGAUUAUUACAAUUAGGUCGACCGUGAUAAGGAGGCCCAAACUGUGAAGCACAAGGACACGAGAGGAUUUUUUGUGCCUCGCGGGCGCUACCGUGAUAAUCUCCAAGAGACUGUGAAAACCUUAAAUGAAACGACGCACUUUUGUCCGAGAUCACGGUAUGAGAUUCUAGAUCACGACCGUGAUCUGAGACCUUGAAGAGCGUGUGAUCUGGGUAUAAAAGGAGGAUGGAGUCGAAACUUUGGGAGAGAGCCUAGUGGGAUAAUACCUUCUUCUUCCUCAGAUUUUAGAGAGAGAAACGAUGAACCAAGAGAGAAGAGCUUCUCUAGGGUUUGCUCCAAUCUUGAAGAUUGGGGAUUUUCACCUCCCAAGGGUGGUUUCUACAACAAGGAAGGAAGCCACAAGCCACACCAUUGUUCUUCUUCUUCUCUUUGUUGUAAUCGCUAGUUUGACUAUUGAGUAGUACUCUUUAUCACUUGGGUAUUGUAAACCUUAGCUUUAGAUGUGUGAUAGAUUGUAUGAAUUGAAUGAUAUGUGUGUGGGUUUGUGUUUAAUGCAAAGUUUGAGGUAUUUUCAGAAUGUUUGAGUUGUGUUGUUCAUUUCUCAUUACCAUGCAAAUUUGACCUAGUUGGAGAGAAACCCCCUUGUUUGCUAGAGGCUUUGAAAAGCUGGGUUUCUUGGCCAUUCGAGUCUCCCAUCUAGGGAAAUUUAGGGCAAGCCUCAAGUUUUGAUUUAACACUUUGAUUUGUUUGUUAUCUUGUCGUCCGGAUUAAGUUACGAGGGAGUAGCCUUACCAACCCUUGGUUGAGCGGCCAAGAGAGCUAGUUUGCUAGCUUCAAUUGUUGUGCCUUGGCCUAUCACCCAAGAGAGAGGAGUUUCUUCACUAGUUGCUCUCUCCUUAUGGUGUAUGAGCACAUUCCUACACAUUGCCAUUCUAAUCGGUCGAUCUUGAUAUAUAGCUAGGGGGAGCAAUACCCCGGUGAAGGUUUCUCAUCUAGAUUCUAAACCAAUUUAUUUUCUUUCUUGUCUCAAUUAUAGACCUUAGUUUUCACUAAAAAUUGAUUGCUAGAUAAGGUUUAAACGAUUGAAGUUGGGGUACAUGGACUGCCCCGGGUUGACAUUUUAAAAUGCUUACUCUAUACUGCACCCUGCUAGAGUUUAUACUUGAGAUCUAGGCGGGAUUUUAUUGUGGUAGUUGGUGUGAGUUAGUGAUGAACCUCGCCGCGAUAGUGUCAGAUCCACUCUCGGAGGGUUCAUGCUUGCAAGCAUGAUGAUCCAAAUUGUCUAGCUAAGUGUCAAGAACCAGUUAGUCCAAAUAACUCGAUUUGUUGGGAGAGGUUAUAUAAUGGAUCUUAUACCACUAACUAACACACCCCACUCAAAUGAAAUCCAAUAAACUCAUAAGAGUUUU